Molecule: messenger RNA, 1821 nt
Organism: Callorhinchus milii (elephant shark)
Lineage: Eukaryota; Metazoa; Chordata; Chondrichthyes; Chimaeriformes; Callorhinchidae
Product: cytotoxic and regulatory T cell molecule
Exons: 14
Coding region: 29-1426 (465 amino acids)
Biological process (GO): detection of tumor cell; positive regulation of natural killer cell mediated cytotoxicity directed against tumor cell target; cell recognition
Cellular component (GO): plasma membrane
Molecular function (GO): signaling receptor binding
Source: RefSeq, a predicted model, not a curated record
UACUCUGAGCAUCUUCUGAAAGGAUACCAUGGCUCUGAGCUCAGUUCUGUGCUUGUUUUUUGUCCUCUCGGUGCUGCCAGCAAAUUCACAACAUCUGGAGAUACAGAAGAUCACUGUGCUUGAGGGAGAACCAGCAAUUCUCAACUGCACAAUAAAUGGCAGUGAGUCAGCAGUCAUCGAGUGGAAAAAUCCAAGAGGUUAUGUUAUAUUCUUUACCAACAUGCGAGGUCUCAAAGACACAAGGUACAAGUUAGUGAACUUCUCAAACACCAUGUUAAUUGUCAGCCUUCUUAAUACCACAGUAGAAGAUGGAGGCACUUACACUUGUUUACAAUACGGAUACGCAAUAGAAACUAAACAAGUGCUCCUAAGAGUUCUAGCACCGCCAAAUCGCCCUACGCUGUCCAUGACCAAGCAUGAGUUGCAUGGAGAAGAGAAGAAGGUUUUCACAUGUAUUACCACCGGAAGCAAACCCAAGCCCCAAAUCACCUGGCUGCUAAACAACGAAGUGAGGCUGCAAGUGCACACAACGUAUGAACUUGAAAAUAAUGGACUGAAGUUUACAACAACCAGCACGCUGAAAAUCAUCGAACAUUACAAUGAAUUGAGAAUUGACUGUCUGGUUGAACAUGAAGGCUUGACGAAUACUCUUAGAGCAACUUUACAAUUUGGCAGUAAAUCAAGAAAAAUCCAAAUAAUAGUACCCACGAAUAGCAGUGAGAAGGAUGAAAGCAUCACCUCGGACACAUCUUCUUCCACUGAUUAUAAUCCUCUCCGAUCGACUGAAUCGUACACGCACACAACAAAUGAAAUCAGACCAGAAUCAAUGACUGAAAACAGCACCCAAAAUGCUUUCCCAACCAGCCAUUCUUUCUUCACAUCAACAGAAGAUCCCCAAAUCCUUACAAACGAAAGUGAGACGUCAAUGAAUUCAAACUCAACAACCGAUGAAGAGUCACCAGUAACAGUUAGUGGUCAAAGCACCUUGCAAACUAAAGCAGAUUUGCACACCUCAUUCUACAGCAAUUCAACUGAAAGCAACAGCACAGAGCAACAUGAAGAGAAAUCUGAAAACCGCAGCAAUCAAACGAACCAAAUGAAGCAUAGCACAGCUUUAAUACUGAUACUUAUAGCAUUCCUGAUCUGUGCUUUAUUCAUUAUUAUCCAAUUAUUUGUGCUAAAAGUGAGGAAAGAGCACAUGAAAUGGAAAAAACAGAAUGAUGAUUCUGAACAAACCGUUGAAAGCAACAGAUCAAACAAGUCAAGUAAUGAAGACAAUUUUCGACACGAAAGUAAUAAUCGAGAGCAAAAUUUAGUCACGCAGUAUGCAGUUCGUAUAAAUUCAGUGGAACAUUUGGAGCAGCAACAUUCCAACGGCAUCCACGAAGAUCACCUAAAUAAAACCGAAAAAGAAAGUGAUGUAUAAUAUAAGCUAUUUUGCAGUAGAGUAAAACUUAUCUUUGUUUUGUACAGUUUAAAAAUGUUUUAAAAAUUAUCUUCUACGCUCGAUGACUGAAUUUCAACUUCUAUUUUCAUACAAUUGUAAUUUAUAAAAAAUAUACAGCAAGUUAUUCUGCCCCUUGUAUUCUAUGCAGUGAAUUUAUUGCUUCGGGCUAAACUCUUAUGUUGCUCCAGUGACUUUAACAAAUUUGUCCCUCUGAACUUAUAAAUAAAUGAAAUACAAUUUUAAGCUAUGAAUAACACAUUAUAAAUGUAGAAUUCAAUUUUACUUUCAAAAUUGCAUUACACUUAUUUCUAAACAUAGCUAAUAAUAUUAAUUAUAAGAAGACGGACAUAUUUCUAAAGCAUAGAUGGCUAAAG